AUGCUACCCUCACUACUAGGCGACUUGGCAGCCUUCCUGCAUCUGGUCACACACCGGCCGCAAAGCAAGCUGCUAUGGUUCUCUACCUUGGUCUCGUACGUCUACAACAUCGUCGCCGACCGGAUCGGAGACGACAUCAUCCUCAUCUACCUCCGUGACUCGGUUGCUCCGUCCACCGGUCUACCAGUUAUGCUACUCUGGAGAGUCUACAGGUUCUGGAGUCUGAGGACGAUGCUUUUCUUGCUGCUGCUCCUGCCUGUCAUGGAGUUCGCUUGGUACUUCGGUCGUGAGAAUCCCGCCCGGCGCGGGUUUCUCUACCGAUGCAUGGGGUUCUGCGUGGUGAAGGCAUGCCGCGGUGCGAUGUCCGGAGGCCUUACGAUUCUUGCCGCAGCCGCCCUCGGACGCCAUGGUUACCUCGAUGGCAUGUCGGCUUUGAGGGUUCGUAUUCUGGGAAUGUUCUUCACCGUUCUGCUCGAUGAUCUCGUCAUGUGGCCGACCAUGACGUGGAUCAUGCGUUCGCGAAACGACUACUCGUCAUUUGCGGUGGCUCAGCUUGUGGACGAAGUCGUCGAGUAUCUGCCGACACUCGCGCGAGAGGCCAUCCCGCCCGAGGAGGUGUGCACUAUCUGCUACCAGACGCUGGAGGACAUUCACCACGGCCGGGUGGUGAACGACGACGGCACGCCAACUAGCGAGCCUGUUCCUGUCAAGAGCCGGCGCGUCACGAAACUGAAUUGCGGACAUUUCUUCUGCAAGCCGUGUAUUCGUGAAUGGAUCCGUCGUGGGCAUGGGUCAUGCCCCGUGUGCCGCGGGUGGUUCGUCGACAUCGUGCCGUCUCCUAAACAAAUGACCUCGGGCAGGAUCAACGACCAGCGCCCAGCGCAUGAUGUCCCGCGCCGCGGUCCAGGGCCCGUCCGCACUACUAUCGAGGCCAGCCAGGGCACUCGUGCCACGAACGACGCCGCCGUCGAUGAGCCGACGGUAGUCAGGUCGGUCGAGGUGACGCAGCAACCCGCUCAGCCAGCGGUGACGCACAGCGACCCGCUUGACGAGGCUAUCAGGUUGGAGAAGCUGAAGUUGCUCGACUUCCUGCGGAAGGCGAACAGGCGAAUGGAACAGCUGCAAGACCAGCUGAAGAUCGUCGAAGAGAUGAGCAGCGUGGUCAGCGAGUUCCAGCGGGGUGGAGAAGGGGAAGCAACGGGAGCAGGCGCGGGACGCGGCUCAGGCUCUUGA
This is a messenger RNA of Fomitopsis serialis, 1233 nucleotides long. RefSeq lists its product as uncharacterized. NCBI's taxonomy places the organism in Eukaryota, Fungi, Basidiomycota, Agaricomycetes, Polyporales, Fomitopsidaceae. Gene Ontology annotation, cellular component: cytoplasm. The record is from RefSeq and is a predicted model, not a curated record. The coding region runs from base 1 to 1233 and encodes 410 amino acids. The transcript is spliced from 4 exons. Gene Ontology annotation, molecular function: metal ion binding; ubiquitin protein ligase activity. Gene Ontology annotation, biological process: ubiquitin-dependent protein catabolic process.